GUUUGGUUGGUUAUCAAGUGCGCUUUGAUGACUGCACGUCAUCAAGCACUCAAAUCAAAUAUCUCACUGACGGGUGUCUUCUGCGCGAGUUUAUAGAUGACCCAGAACUGUUGGAUUAUAGUAUUGUGGUUUUAGAUGAAGCACACGAGAGAAGUCUAGAUACUGUAAGUUGUGAUCUCUGAGGCCAUUUGCACGACAGCAGAUAUUAUAACUUUUAUUGACUGCAAAUAUUACACUCAACAUUUUUUUGCUACAUUAAUCUUACCAUCUAAGAAUUUAUUUUUAAUUCAGGACAUUUUAUUUGGCCUCAUCAAAAGAUUAUUUAUUGCUAAAUCGUCAAAGACCACAACAAGAAAACAUCCGUUGAAAAUUAUAGUCAUGUCGGCAUCCUUGAAUCACAAAAAGUUUUCAAAAUUUUUUGGAUCCUGCCCUGUGCUUGAAAUUCCAGGUCGUACUUUUCCAGUGAAAAACGUCUACUGCAAUCAUAUUGGAAAAGAUAGCAUAAAUACUCCAAAUUAUUUAACAAAAGUAAGUGGAAUCCUUGGUUAAAACAUCUGAAAGUACAGUAAUACACAGUUAAAAUUCUGAAAGUAAUAUUACACAUUUGACAUUAUCCUACAGGCUGUAAACAAAGCAAUGACGAUCCACACAGAAUGUCCAUCGGGUCAUAUCUUGCUGUUUCUCACCGGGCAAGACGAGAUAGAACGAUGUUGCGAUCAGUUGUUUGAGAAAGCUGAAAACUUGGAUUACAGAUAUGAUGUUUGCAGUCAUGACGUUGAUGCAAUGUUGGUUUUACCUUUGUAUGGAUCUAUGUCAACUGGUAAACUCACUUUAGAUAAAAUAUUUUAUUGUGCUGGUGUUUAACCCAUUGAGCACUUGACAAGUAAAGUCUGCCGUUAAACAAAGUAAAAUAAUAGAGUCGGGUGCAAUGUCACUCAAUGGAUUAACUAGACACAUGGGCAGAUUAACCCAUUGAGCACAAGUGCUUUCCUCUUAAAAAGUAAAAUCAUCUGGUGUUAAUUGUCUUCUUGUCAGGGCCGUAACGUGGGUAUUACGGCUGGGGAGGUGUGAGCUUGUUUUGCCCGACCAAAAGGGCAUGGUGAAAGUCGAGUUCUGGCAUUUGAAAACAGAUUUUUGGCAUUUGAAAAAGGGAGUUCUGACAUUUGAAAACAGAAUUUUGGCAUUUGAAAACGGAGUGCUGGCAUUUGAAAACAGAAUGUUGGCAUUUGAAAACGGAGUUAUGACUUUUGAAAAGGUAGUUCUGGCAUUUGAAAACUGUGUUUUAGCAUUUGAAAACUGAGUUUUGGCAUUUGAAAACUGUGUUUUAGCAUUUGAAAACUGUGUUUUAGCAUUUGAAAACUGUGUUUUAGCAUUUGAAAACUGAGUUUUGGCAUUUGAAAACUGAGUUUUGGCAUUUGAAAACUCUGUUUUGGCAUUUGGAAACUCUGUUUUGGCAUUUGGAAACUGUGUUUUAGCAUUUGAAAACUGAGUUUUAGCAUUUGAAAACUGUGUUUUAGCAUUUGAAAACUGAGUUUUGGCAUUUGAAAACUGUGUUUUAGCAUUUGAAAACUGAGUUUUGGCAUUUGAAAACUGUGUUUUAGCAUUUGAAAACUGUGUUUUAGCAUUUGAAAACUGAGUUUUGGCAUUUGAAAACUGAGUUUUGGCGUUUGAAAACUCUGUUUUGGCAUUUGGAAACUCUGUUUUGGCAUUUGGAAACUGUGUUUUAGCAUUUGAAAACUGAGUUUUAGCAUUUGGAAACUGUGUUUUAGCAUUUGAAAACUGUGUUUUAGCAUUUGAAAACUGAGUUUUGGCAUUUGAAAACUGAGUUUUGGCGUUUGAAAACUCUGUUUUGGCAUUUGGAAACUCUGUUUUGGCAUUUGGAAACUGUGUUUUAGCAUUUGAAAACUGAGUUUUAGAUUGGAAACUGUGUGUUUUAAAGCAUUUGAAAAACUGUGUUUUAGCAUCAAAACCUCUUCGAGUUUUGCAUUUGAAAACUGAGUUUUGGCAUUUGAAAACUGUGUUUUGGCAUUUGGAAACUGUGUUUUGGCAUUUGGAAACUGUGUUUUAGCAUUUGAAAACUGAGUUUUAGCAUUUGGAAACUGUGUUUUAGCAUUUGAAAACUGUGUUUUAGCAUUUGAAAACUGAGUUUUGGCAUUUGAAAACUGAGUUUUGGCGUUUGAAAACUCUGUUUUGGCAUUUGGAAACUCUGUUUUGGCAUUUGGAAACUGUGUUUUAGCAUUUGAAAACUGAGUUUUAGCAUUUGGAAACUGUGUUUUAGCAUUUGAAAACUGUGUUUUAGCAUUUGAAAACUGAGUUUUGGCAUUUGAAAACUGUGUUUUAGCAUUUGAAAACUCUGUUUUGGCAUUUGGAAACUCUGUUUUGGCAUUUGGAAACUGUGUUUUGGCAUUUUAAAACUGUGUUUUGGCAUUUGAAAACUCUGUUUUGGCAUUUGGAAAGGGAGUUUUGCCAUUUGAAACCAUUUUUCACUAACUUACCGAAAUUUGUACAUUUUUUCAGUAAUAUUUUUGUAAGUUUUUUGCUGAAUUACAUUUUUUUGCUCGACCAGCGUGUCGUUAAAAUUGCUAAAAUUUCCAGACAAAAAUGCAAUAUUACAAUAUUGGGUUGUGUCGACCUCCCCCCCUCCCAGGAGUUACGCCCUUCCUUCUUGUAUAGUCUAUAGAACUUAGGAGAGAUUAUUAGACAACCUGGGCCAGUUGUGUGAAAGCCAGAUAGUUAUUUUUUUAACGAUUGUAAAAAUGAUUGAAAAGAUAUAUAACUACUGGUUCUGACCUCACAAUUACAGCAAUAAAAAGAAAGUUUUAGAAAUUUGUGAAUUGUUUAGAACUGCAGAAACGGGUGUUUGCUCCAGUAGAAGACGGUGUAAGAAAGGUCGUUGUCGCAACAAAUAUUGCUGCUACCUCACUAACUAUUGAAGGAAUCAGGCAAGUGUAGCUAUAUAGUAACUAUCUUUUCUGAGACUUUUCUCUCUCUGGCAAUAAACAUAGAUAGAUUGAAAGAUACAGAUAUUUUAUUAAAAGCUACUUUGCAGCCACGCUGGCUGAAUGCCUGAAUUACGUAGAUUUUUACAAUAAUAUAUAACUUUAAAUAUUACACAUGUUAACAAUGAGAUAAGUCACUCAAUUAUUACAGUAUAGCAUGGAUGGUACAAAAGUGUUCCUAGAGUGGUUAGUAUUAGUCAUUGGAAGAUUGUAGAGGCGUUUGUGUGUUAAGUUAUAUUUCGCUUGGUGUUUUGGCGGCAGCAGUGCACAUGGAGUUUAUGGUCACUGUCAGGUGAUAUUUUACAGAAAAGCUUUUCACACAGUGUUUAUCUUCGGACCGAUAAGGAGUUUAGUCCAGAAUGUUGCAGGCUUUCUGAAUACGGCUGUCCUCUGUAAAUUAUAGCCAAGGAUCGUUUUUGUACUCGCUCAAGCGAUAAUAUCACUUCCAAUAAUACCACUAUUCCAGUACAGUCUACCAAUGGCCUUGUUUUCAUGUGGCUAUCAGUCCUUAUGUGUCGUGCACAAUAGGAUUAAGGAUAGGUUUGUGAUUCAACUCAAGAUCAAAGAAAAACAUAUUUGUGCAAGAAACAUAGUGAUAUAUAACCUUCAUGUGUUCCUGUCAUGCUGAAACAGGCACACAUGGAAAUGAGGCCAUUAGCGCAAAAGUGCAAUAAACAGUAUGUCUAUCUUAUUGCAGAUAUGUGAUUGAUUGUGGCUUUGUAAAACAACUUUCGUUCAAUCCAAGAACAGGAUUGGAUUCUCUUAACAUUGUCCUUAUCUCUCAGUAAGUUGCAGUACUUGUUGUGAAUAAAUACGCAGCUUUUUAUACCGUACUUAUUUCUUAUGUAACUAUUGGUAGAUCUGAAGCUUUACAGAGAGCUGGAAGAGCGGGGCGAACUACGGAGGGGAUAUGUUAUCGUUUGUAUACGAGGUAUAACACUGCUAGAGGAGCGAGUUGAUAUCGACAGGCGUGAACAAGGUUGUGCGGCCCACUAUGAACAGUAUUGUCAACAUGUUGUUACAGCAUUGUUCAACUGUAACAACUUGGAACAACAUGGUUGACAACUUGUUCAUAGUUGGCCGCACAACAUUGUUCACGCCUGUCGAUAUCAACUUGCAACAACCUGUGCGUUUUUAGCCGUGUAACAAUCCACACUGCACAAGAUCACGUCAAAUUUGGGGACAAAACAAUAUAUGUAAUACUUUUUGUUUGUGGAAACACCACGUAAAUUUAUUACUGCAGUAAUAAAUUUACGUGGUUUUUCCACAAACAAAAGUAUUAUAUCGUUUAUCGCCAUGCAAAACUGCAAACUUAAAAAAUAUGUUUCAUGAGAUUUUGGGUAAUUUUAACAACUAGUUUUCAUCCAUGUCAUUUUAAAUAAUUAUCGAAUGACCGAGGUUCGUGUUAUCGACCGAAGUCGAAGGCGGAUCAAUCACGAACGGAAAUAGACUUUGAAUAUAUAAUAAUACGUGUUAUUGUAAACCAAGCUCAGUGCAACAACUUUUAUAUACCUGGCUGGAAACUUAACACAUAAUAACGUAAUUUUGUUUUCCUUGUGCAUUUUUUGUGAAGCAACAUUUAAAAGGUAAAUUAAGGCGUGUAAUGUAUCUCCAUAGAGACGUGUAUGAUGACGUGAUGUCAGCAGAAACAGCACCAGAGAUUCAACGAACAAACUUGGCUAAAGUUGUGUUGUAUUUGAAAACUAUGGGUAUUCAUGACGUGAUAAGGUGAGAAUGAUAACGCCUUUAAACCAUUGAUCGUUAGCGCUUUUCCCUUGACAAAUAAAAUUGUCUGUCUGACGAAAGAGUAAAUAAGUUAGGGCUCAAAGUAACUAAUUGGGUUAAUAACUAACUUUUAUUUCUUCAGUAACUUAGGCCACGGUCAAACGUCGAACUUUUCAUGUGCCGAAGCUAAUGCAAAUGAAGUGAAACAAAGAACGUAGCUCAUUAACAUUAGGUUCGGCACAUGAAAAGUUCCACGUUUGACCCUGGCCUUUAUAUUUAACUGUUUUGCCUUCGGGUAGGCUGCUGACAAUUACUUAGCCUGCUUACUUAUCCUUCAAUGAGCCUGCCACGCAAACUGACAAGUACUGUAAAAAAACACACACAUACAACAAAUAUACAAAUAUACAAAUCUGUGAUAGUGUUGGGUACUCGCAACAGUCUAGGAGACCAAUUACAGAAUUAGACAAUACAAAUUAACUUAUUUAUUUUUAUUGUUCAUCUAGAUUAAUAUUUACAAAAUGUUUUAUUUUGUCAAUCAUGCAGCUGAGGCAAGAUGAACAUUACUCAUUAGUAAUAAACCGUCAAGUCUUUGAUAAUGGUUUCUGUAGAGAAAAAUAAAAUAAAAUAAAACAUUUUAUAAAUAUAAUCUAGAUGAACAAUCAAAAAUAAAUGAAUAAACCUGGAUUCAAACUCUUCAACAAAUGAACUCAGUAAAAAAGCUAUGAAGUCUACAAAGAACAGUUUACUGAAAUGGUUAAAGUCCUCGCUCUGUCAAGUAUAUACUAUGUUUUGCGUACAAAAUGGCGUAAUAUAUAUGGUCAAAUUUUCCGAUGUUUUUUGCACUUUUGAGGAGCAUUUGAAAAAAGCGAAUUCAGGAUCUGAUGAACACGAAACACUUUCUCCAUUUCUGUAUGCUUACAACAUCCCAACCAACACUUGUCUGCAUUUCUACUUUCAGGUUUGACUAUAUCGAUCCUCCUGAAGAAAAAAUGGUGAUGGAGGCUGUGAAACAGUUGUAUAUUCUGGGAGCCCUUGAUAGGUAAACGAUUGGCAUUUAUAUUGGAUGGCGGCUUAGCGCAUAAGAAAACGAUGGGACAUUUCGUUGCUUAAGCAUUUUUGAACUAGAAGUUAGUAUCGCAAGGAAAGUGCUGUCUCAACCCCAGGGGAUCAAAGGCAGCAUGCGCAAUUUGCUGAAUAAGAGGCUGUUUAUAUGAUCCCGCUUUGCCAGGACGAGAUGUGAGGCGGUAUGAUUUCGAUGUAUUGAAAUAAGUCACGGUGCACAAUUCAGCAAAGAACUUCAUUAUUUUCUAGAGAUAGAUUAUAGUUAACUGUAAACGAAAGAUUGUUCAAAGCAACAAUAAUAAUCUUCUUGAACAACAAGAUUUUCUCCAGAACAUUUGAGUUCUGUUAACCAGUAUUUGAAUUUUCGUUUAGCCUAGUGACUUGUUUCAAUACAUCAAAGUCUUCCGACAUAAAUAAACAUAAAGUUCGUUAAUUUCAGGGAUGGUGGCAUCACAGCUAUUGGUCAUAACAUGGUUCUGUUUCCACUGUCUCCUUGUUUGUCCAGAAUUCUCUUAGCUUCAUUAGAAUUCAAUUGUGUUGAAUCAAUACUGAUUAUUGUGGCGAUGCUGUCUGUGGAGGAUGUGUUUCUACGACCGGGGGAUCGAAAGAAGUUUUCUAAGGCUUCGAAAGUUUGGGCCGAACUUGCUGCUUCGGCUGGAGGAAACAACGACUUCUUAACAUUGUUGUAUGUUUUUGAAGAGUGUUUUAGAAGGUAUGUUAGAUUUUAAGAGGUGUUUUUUGGCAUAGGUAUAGGAGGGAGGUUAGCCCCCCCCCCCCCAAUUUGUACUUAAAAAUCGGGCAGCUUGUGCCUUAAAAUUCGGCAAUUCUACUUUAAAAUCGGUUUCGAAGAUUUUUUGCCUUCUCUCCACCCCUCCCCCCCCCCCUCACCCCUCCGUCGACAAAAUCUGGGGGAAGUUUACAACGGAAGAUUUCAUUCGGGCAAUUUCAUCAAGAUUGCGCAUAUUUUCGUCCCCCCCCCCGCCCCAAUUGUAACGUUAUAUGCACAAUUUGUAACGUUAUCAUUGCUUGUAGUUUACGGAGAUUCUCACUCAUUGGUGAGCGGAUUUUCCAACAGGGGAUCCGAGGUACCUACGAUUUUAACGUCCUUAUCCGAGAAGACGCGAAAGUCUAACCAUUUACUAAUGUCAGCACUUUCUAAAUUAUUUUAAGACCUUGAGAUCCGAGCAAGGAUUGAACCCGGGUCUCCCAGCUUGAAAGGCAAGUGUGCUGACCACGACAUGACAAAACCAUAAAACUAACAAUCCCGUUUGAUUGUAUAUACUGUAGUGUUGAACCAGCCAAGUGGUGUCGUGAACAUUUCUUGCACUGGAGAGCUGUGAAGACAGCCGCGAACAUUCUUGAACAACUCAAGUCCAUUAUGCAACGACAGGUAUGACAGCUGCAACAAACAUCUUGAUGGCUUAUUGUCGGUGGAAAUUUCGAGAGAAAAUUCUGUAUAUUUUUUGACCCAACCGGGAACAGCUGCAUAUACUGUAUGGCUUCCUGCUGAAAGCGUACGUGUGCCUCUGCUGUCUCAUUUGAGUGCCAGGGACCAGGUUGUUCAAAGCUGGAUUAGCGCUAACCCUGGGUUAAAAUUUAACCUGCUAUUUUAGUUUUUGUAUUUCUGCACGUCUGUUUAUUUCAAAACUUCAGAGAAGUAAACUCUGAUUGGUCCACGCAGACAAGAUCUCUGAAGAAAUAUUUCCAAAUUUAUAAACAUGAAACUGUUGAGAAGUUUGCUUUUGAACAACCGGGCCCAGAGCAUUGGAACCACCGAGUUGUCGAGCAAUGGUCACAAGUUCUUGUAUACAGUAAAACCCCGCAUAAAAGAACCAGUGGGUUAAGAACCUCCAGCCUGAAAUUUGGGCAAUUAAGUACCCAAAAUACAAGAACCACUUCAGGCUGACAAAUGAAACUCGUUCUUAAGCAGGUACUAGGAAGAAAACAAAAUACCGUAAUCUUGCUAGCAGAAAUUAUAUCUUUCAACCACAUCAUGCAUGCAUUUAUUUUAUCAGAAUAAUUAAAUUACAGUUCAUUUACUGGUUUCAUUAUAUACAAUAAGAGGUUUAAAACUCGAAACCAGGAACAAUUGUUUUUGACUGGAAAUAAGAACCAGUUAAGAACCACUUCAGCCUGAUUUCUUUCUAAGUACCCGUUAUAUAAGCACCACUUCAGCCUGAAGUCAAAAUUCACUGGUUCUUUUAUGCGGGAUUUUACUGUAUAUAAGGUGAUACCAGUGUUAGGUAUAUGUGUGAAUAUUCAAAGCGGAUGAUAGAUGUGGUUGUGCUCGGCAAGUGGACUCUGUGGCUUUCCACCGGGAUUGCAGGUUUCCGGUAUGCUUCCGUCGGGGGAGGGGGGGGGGGGCAACAUUAUUUGCAUUGCGAAUUUCGCUAAAAUUGCCCAGUGGGACAUCGCACUUAAGUGCCGUUUCUCCUCAUUAUGAAAAAGCCUAUUAGAACAAUUUGCACGCUUUUAAAGAUAGCUUAUUAUAAAUAUGAUUAUGUAUACGAGUCCUGUUUUUAUCGUCUCGGAUAUUAUUAAAAAAAACAUGAAACGUAUUUGGCAUUGCUAUUUUUAUAUAUAUAGCGCCCAGUCUGUUCUAAAAAAAAAAUGUUAUUGGAAAUUUCCUUCUACCGAACCCCUAAAGAACUGGUGAACACUGUAGAAGAUUCCAACUAUUGCAGUCAAAAUACAAGAACCUUCCCGCUUCCGUAGUCUGUUGAUAUUUUCUGUAAUUUGUUCUGUAUUACUGUUGUAGUUACCGGUUUAUAGACAAAUAUCGGGAUAAAAUUCAAUUCCGCACUUUCUAUUUGUUAAAAUACAGUGAAACUAACGAACAAUGCAGCCUUUGCCACAAGUUAUCAAAUAAAACAAAGAAAACUAAAUUUUGUCCCCAUAUUUGCUCAUAAUUUGGUAACCGCUACAAAAAAAAACACAGAACAAUUUACUUAAAAUUACUGCGGUAGUGGGAAGGUUCUUGUAUUUUGACAUCUUGUAAACUCGAGAUUCGAGUUAUUUAAGAAAGACAAUAAAAUAGCUCGAAUCUUCAGGGCGAGACUUUUUUUAUUUAUUGGUUUACGGAUUUUACUUGAAAAAACCCAGGUCGGUAGGUCGGAAAAAAAUUUUAAAAAAACAUUGUUUUUCAAGAUUGUCACAACGAUAACAUGAGCCGGUAGUACUUAGAGUCAAAGUUUACUUGGCGUGUACUUCAUGUCAGAACCCCAAAUUAACUAAAAUUAACUAAAAUUGUUGACAUCCAAAUUUUUUUUUAUUUUUCACUUUCUGACUAUUUACGGUCGGCGGAUCCGUAAACCAAUGAAUAAAAAAAGUCUCGCCUUGAGUAUAUAAGAUGUUGAUAUUCGGCAAAUAACUAAAUCAGUUUUAGGAAAUACUGUAGUACGUCGUUUUCGAAAGGCUAUAAUAUAGUAUAAAAUAGACGAGGUUGAGGAAAAAUAACUUUUUUUGUAAGCUUAAAGUGGAGGUAGGAGAGCAGAAUUGAUAUUUCAAGAACUAAAUAAAGUGACCUGUGGUAAACCUCGUGCCACCUGCAGGAGCGCCGGUCGGCUUAUUUUGAAAGCUGUGUAAUACUGAAACACAGAUUUAUGAAGUCCUACAUUAGAGUAAACAAACCUUAUUGUUGUAUUUCUAUUUUAUUUUCAGAAAAUGGAAGAAAAUUCUAAAAAGCCUACGCGACAAAAAAGCAAUAAAGAAGCAAUUCUGAAGGCGUUGUGCCAAGGACUGUUUCACAACACAGCGCGAAA
This is a messenger RNA of Paramuricea clavata, 9547 nucleotides long. Lineage: Eukaryota; Metazoa; Cnidaria; Anthozoa; Malacalcyonacea; Plexauridae. The record is from the annotation of a GenBank genome assembly.